AUGGACAAUGGCGACGGCUCAUCUCCGGCCGACGGCGCCGGGCUUCUCCCGCUCUUCGCCCGCUCUGUGCAGGCCGAGGGUCUCGAGGAGAAGCUGAGGCGGGUGCAGGAUGAGAACCGGCGGCUCGCCGGCACGCUCGGCGCCUUGCUCGCCGAUCACCCCCACCUACGUACUCUCGCCAAGUCGCCGGCGACAGCCAUUGCCGCGACGACGCCGAGCAGCUCCGCGGCCAAUGCAGCGAGAGAGGAGGCCGUCGGCGUGAAGGUGGAGGUUCGGUCGAAGAUCAGGACCGUCUCCUCGCGGGCUGAGCCGUCUGACUCCGACGCCAACCUCAUCGUGGACGACGGGUACCAGUGGAGGAAGUACGGGCAGAAGGUGACGCGCGACAACCCGUACCCCAGAGGCUACUUUCGAUGCGCAUUUGCUCCAUCUUGCCCGGUCAAGAAGAAGGUGCAGAGAAAUGCCGAGGACACGUCAAUGCUGGUUGCGACCUACGAGGGAGAGCACAACCAUGCUCAAUCCUUGGCUGGAGAAUCCAGAGGCAAUGAGUCCGUUGGCAAGGUUGGGUCCCUACCAUGCUCGAUCUUCCUCAACUCGUCGGGGCAGACGAUCACGCUUGAUCCGGUAAAUCAAGGGUCGUGGUCGACCGUGCAGCCUGUCUCGAGGAAGGUUUUAAUGCCAAAUUUUCAGAAGCUCCUAGUGGAUGAGAUGGUGAAUUCACUUAAGAAUGACACGGAGUUCAUGCAUGCUCUGAUUAAUGCAGUGGCUAAGAAAAUGGUCGAGAAUAUUCCAAACUAUUUUAGUUAA
Molecule: messenger RNA, 807 nt
Organism: Lolium rigidum
Lineage: Eukaryota; Viridiplantae; Streptophyta; Magnoliopsida; Poales; Poaceae
Product: WRKY transcription factor WRKY62-like
Exons: 4
Coding region: 1-807 (268 amino acids)
Biological process (GO): regulation of DNA-templated transcription
Molecular function (GO): DNA-binding transcription factor activity; sequence-specific DNA binding
Source: RefSeq, a predicted model, not a curated record